Molecule: messenger RNA, 4686 nt
Organism: Tetrahymena thermophila SB210
Lineage: Eukaryota; Ciliophora; Oligohymenophorea; Hymenostomatida; Tetrahymenidae
Product: SNARE domain protein
Exons: 13
Source: RefSeq, a predicted model, not a curated record
AUGAAUUUAGUUAUUACCAUUCUCAUACUUCUCUUAUUGAAAAGGUAUUAAGCAUUCUAAGCUACUUAAGUCUUUUCUUCAUAAAAGAAUAAUCUUUACACAGCAGUAUUUUACUCUGAUGAUUAUAUCCUUAUUUCUAACUUAGAUUAUGAGGAAGAUCCAUUUUAUACUGUCUAAAUAUCUACUAAAAACUAAUAGAGUUAUGCUAAUCCUUCAUUCUGCUAAAACGCCUACCUAAAAGAUAUUGAUCAAUUAAUAAUUAUUGGUCUUAAAUAUGAAAUUAAAUAUGUUAAGAUGAGUGGUAUUUCUACAACUGAUGAAAAACAAGUUAAUAUUAUAGAAAAAAAUAAACCGAUUAGUUAAGUUUUUAUCCUAAACCCAAAUGAAGAAGUGUAUGCUUACAGUAAGGACUCUCAAAGAGAAGUUUAUUGGUAUGAGAGUAAAACAUAAUAAAAAGCUAAAUUAACUGGUUGUGAUAAAUAGAUAAAUGGACUUUUUGAAUAUGGACCUACUAUGAUAAUAGCUCUAUGUGAAAAGAAGCUAAUGUAUUGGAUGAAAAAAGAUAGUAAAACAUUAGAGAAAAAUGAUCUAAAUCAUGAUAGUAUAAACCCUUAAUAAUUUUCUAUGGUAUUUAAAUAAGAUAAAGAAAAGUAUAAAUUUAUUUUAAUAAUUGAUAAAAAAAUUUAAUAUUGCAGUGCAGAUACAAUGAGUAAUAAAGUUAAUUAUGAAUUUUCAGUCGAAAUUAAAAGUAUACCUAAAGAAGUUAAUGUGUUAAAUGAAAAUAUAUUUAUUAUAGAUACCAACAGACAGAUAAUAUAUUACUAAAUUGAUGUUCUCAAAAAGACAAUAAAUUAACUUAAUAUUUAUUAACAUAAAAAUGAUAUAAGCAAACUUUAAAUUUCUCCAAGUGGACAAAAUUUAGUUUUUAUUGAAAGCAAAUAAACUGUUUAUAAUAUAAUAGUCUAAGAACCACCUUAAAUUGUCUGUAAAGCAGGAGAGAUGAAAAAGGAUAAUUCUUGUGUGAAAUGUGCUUACUUUUGUGAAACUUGCUCUACUGAUAUCAAUAAAUGCGACUCUUGUGUAAGUGGUAGUACUUUUAGAAAUGAUGUUUCAUAAAAUUGUUCUUGCUGGGAUUCAUAUUACGAUAACUUAAAUAAUCCUAUAUGCUUAAAAUGCCCUUAUAAUUGUAUAACAUGCCAGUUAUAACCUGGAAAUAAAAUACUAUAAUGUUUGUCUUGCAAAGAUAGUUUAGUAAGCAAAAGGAAAUAAAAUACAGAAGAUUGCUCUUGUUUAGAAGGGUAUUAUGAUGAUGGUUAAAGUUAAAAUUGUAUUAAAUGUCCAGAUAAUUGUUAAAUUUGCAAAUUUAGUUCUGGAAAAGUAUAAUGCUCAUAAUGUGUUGAUGGCUACUAUUGGAGUAUUCAGGCAUAAAUGUGUUAGCAAUGUAAUUAAAAAUGUCAAACAUGCGUAAAUGAGUCUUUUAAGUGCUUAUCUUGCUAUACUUCACAAAAUAGAGAGCUUAUAGGUUCAGAUUGUGUGUGCAAAUAGAACUAUUCAGAGUAAAAUUCUAGAGAGCCAGUUUGUUUAUUAAAUAAAGGCUGUGAUAGGACAUGUGAAAAUUGCUUGUAACCAAAUAAAGAAGACUAGUGUAUUACUUGUCCGUCAGAAAGAGAGCUAAUAAUAGUAGGAAAUUAAAAAUUUUGUAAAUGUAGGUCUGGAUAUUAUUCUUCACCAGAAUAAUAGUGCUUUUAAUGUCAUAGUAUUUGUAAAUCUUGUAAUGGGCCAACUGAACGUGAUUGUCUAAAUUGUUUAGAAACAGAAUAAAACAGAUAUUUUGACAUAGUAACUUAAAAAUGUAAGUGUAAGGAUGGGUAUUUUGAAGAAAAUAGUUUAUGCCAUAAAUGUGAUUCUAGUUGUAAAACAUGCUCAGGAGGUGCUUCUAAUUAAUGCAUAAGCUGCUACGAAAGCUAAAAUAAAAUUAAUUAAAAUGGUUAAUGUAUUUGUAAAGAUGGUUUUUAUCUAAGUAGCGAUUAAUGUCUAUAAUGUCAUAUUUCAUGCAAAACUUGUUUUGGUGAAGGAGAUAAUUAAUGCCAAACAUGUAAUGAGGUUGAGGGGAAAAAAUUAAAAGGUAGUAAAUGCAUAUGUGAGAUAGGUAAAUCCUAAGUUAAUAAUACAUGCAUACCUUGUGAUUUAACUUGCAAAACAUGUUCUGAUACAAAUAACUUAAAUUGUGAAUCAUGUGAUGAGAGCUAAAACAGAUAGUUAGUAAAUAAUAAAUGUCUAUGUAAAGAUGGAUUUUUUGAAUCUAAAAGUAAAUAAUGUGAAAAGUGUCAUGAAAACUGUAAAACCUGCAAAGGUCCAGAAAGUUCAUAGUGUACGACCUGUGAUGUUAAUGCAAACAAAAUAAUAUCGAAUUCAGAGUGUAUAUGCAAAGAAGGUUUCUUCUUGAAUAAUUGGCAGUGCUUUUAAUGUGAUCCUAGUUGUAAAUUAUGCAAUGAGAAAGGACCCAAUAGCUGCACAGAUUGUGAUGUAUCUCUAAACAAAAUUUUAAAAGAAAAAUAAUGUGUUUGCUAAAGCGGUUACUUUGAAGUCAAAAAUACAUGCUUGCGUUGCCACGAGAGCUGUGAAACUUGCUCUAAUCAAAGUAAAAAUUUUUGUUAAUCAUGCUAUUAAAAUUAGAAUAGAUAUUUGUCUAGUUAAGAAUGUUUAUGCAAAGAAGGAUACUUUGAACGAUCUGGUAAUUUAGAAUGCCAGAAAUGCAGUCCCUUUUGCUAGAAGUGUGAUAGUGAAAAAUGUUUAUAGUGUCUUCCAAAUUUAAAUAGAGGAAUUGACUCUAAAGGCUAAUGUGAGUGCUUAGAAGGGUAUUAUUCUAUUGAAGGAGAAAGUGCCUGCUUUAAAUGUGGCAGUUAAUGCAAAAGUUGUAUUUAAUCAGAAAGUUAAUGCACAUCAUGCAAUUCUGAUUUGAGAGUUUUAUCGUAAAAUUAAGAAUGUUUAUGUAAAGAUGGCUAUUUUGAAGAUCCUUCAUCAAAAUAAUGCUUAAAAUGUUAAAAUGGAUGUUCUUCAUGUUAAAGCUUGGCAGUAUGUUCAUAGUGUGAUGCUAAUUUUUAACUUGACUCAAAGGGAAUUUGCUAAAAAGUAAUUCCUUCUACAAUAUCAAAAGAAUAACUUAAAACUGUAAGCAGUGCGACUGAAUAAGCCACUACGGUUGUGAUUGGUUCUACUAUAACAUCAUCUUUCUUGCUUUAGUCAGUUCAGCCAAAUGCUAGUAUUGCUUCUUCAUUUUUAAAGCUGUAAAAACUUUACUUCCUGCUUUUAAUUAAGACAUCUUAUCCAGAACUUCUUUAGACAUUUUUUAAGGCAUUUGGAGGUAAGUCUCCCAUCGAUUAGAUAAACAAAUUUAAUUUAUUGACAAAACAAAUUUUUGGAGAAGAAAAGGGAACUUUAUUGCCAAAUAAAUUUGGCUUAGAAAAAAUUGGAGAAAAUAUCCUCUUUAAUUGUGGAGGUAGUAUUUGCAUAAUUAUUAUGUUUUGGGCAAUAUCUUUACCGUUUUUAAUCUAUUAUAAAAAUUAAUAAAAAAAAUAGCAAAUGGUAGAAGUUAAAGAUAAAUUUUUAAAAUUCGUUUGCUUUUUUAAUGAAAGUUUAUUUCCUUUCCUUCUUAUACUGAUACAUUAAAUAUUAAUUACGAUAGUCUUUUUUAGCACUGGGGUACAGUUCUAUUCUAUAGCAAUCUAUGAUGCUUAUGAAUUAGAUCUAAUAUUAGUUAAAAUGAUUGCCACUGUUAUUGUUUUGGUUUAUUUUUUAAUUUGUCUUUUCAAACUGUGUAAAUUAGUUAACAAUCAAAAUAACUACCAGCCUGAAAAUAUUUAUUUUAACUAGAAAAGUAUCGAGAUAUUAAUAUACGAAUAGUUCAAUUAAGAAACCAAAUCAUAACCAGAAUUAGCUCGAAAUUUUUAAUUAAUUUACAUUGUUUUUGAAAAUGUAUUAUUCCCUUUGCUAAUUACGUUUGCAGAAUCGAGCUUUAUGCCUUAAAUAUUCAGUUGCUUAUCAGUGCAGGUCACUUUAUUCUCUAUAUCUUUAUUACUAAGACCUUUGAAGACCUGCGCUUAGAAUGUUUUUCUUAUAAUUGAGCAAGCUCUAUGGGUGAUUGUACUUUUGGGUAUUUAUUUUGUAGGAAACAGAGUUUCUAAUUUGGAAAACUUAAAAAUCGUUCCAGAAUCUGAAAUAAAUCUACUGACAAACCUAAGCUGGAUUAUUAUGGCAUCUUGCUUAUUUAUUUUAAUUUUGAACCCUAUUUCUAUGUUCAUAGAUAUUUUUGUCAAAAGGAAAUUAAUAAAAUAAAAGAUAUAAGAAAUUCUAGCGGACAUAAAAGAGAAGAUUUGCAAAUAGAAAUAAUAAAAGAAAUAAGAAAUAACUGAAAACGAUCAGCCAGAUAAUAGUUUAUCAAUCAACUCAAAAAAUUUAUCUUACAACCUAAUUAAUUAAAAAAGUAUUAAAAAAUAUAAUUCAUCUAAAAAGCAAGACUCUUCUGGUAUGAGUAUCUUUAAGGUUAAAAAAUCUUAAAUUUAAGAAUGCCAUCUAAGGAAUAAUCAAUUUAUGUAAACUAAUAACAGCAGGCGUAUAAAUCUAACUUAGAAAUAAUCAAGUUACCAUAAAAAAGAAAAUUAAAUUGAAUUAUUUACUAGAAAAUGA